AUACUAGAGGGUAAGGGGAGGAAAGGACUUUCUAGAUGUUGCAUUGAUGCCCUUUAGCCUCGUGAGACAUAUUCUCUUACUGGAAUAACUUGAUUGCUCGCUGGAAGCCUCAAGGGAAAUGCGCAAAAAGAUGCAAUGCUAUUAAAACAUAAUUUUCCAGAACUCGUCGAAAUAACUGCUGACAGUCUAGAGUCCGAAGUGCUGUGGUUAAUUGAAAUGUAAAAGAAAAAGAAAAAAAAAAUGAAGGAGUAAUUCAAGAAACAGAAUCUAAUUUAGAGGAUUGGGGAAAAAAAAAUCUCUAGGUUGUGUGAGGGGGAGGGGCCUGUCUGUCUUCCCGAAACGAGUGUUUGGUCACUAGUAAGCCCUAGUGAGCACGCUGCUUUCCAGACAUCCUGCUAGCCACGAAAAUUAAACGAAGUCUUGAGUUUCAAAAGUGUCUCCAGAAAUAAGGUUAAUCUGAGCUUCUGUCAAGGUCAAUACCGACUCCUGAGAGCAGACAAAAAUUAACACUUGAAUGUUUGACUUCCGGUUUCAAUUUAGACAGCUGGGUAGCAUUGUGCUCUCCUGAGACUUCUAUGAGAUUUGAGGUGGUGUUCCUGGAAAUGCAGCCUCUGAGCCCAAUGUUGCUGGCCUUCCUGGAAAUAAAUGAUCUCUCCAUUGUUCUUCGAACUCAAGAGUUGGGGUCUUUUCCCUGCAACUAAGAAUCCCGCAUGAUACAUUGCCAGAUGAAGUGACUGAGAAGGAGUGAGCACCUUGCCUUUGCAGACAGGACAGCAUGGAGCAGCCAUUCACUGUGAAUUCACUGAAAAAGUUAGCUGCUAUGCCUGACCAUACAGAUGUUUCUCUAAGUCCAGAGGAGCGGGUCCGCGCCCUAAGCAAACUUGGUUGUAAUAUCUCCAUUAAUGAAGAUAUCACCCCACGCCGUUACUUCAGGUCCGGAGUGGAAAUGGAAAGGAUGGCAUCUGUGUAUUUGGAAGAAGGAAACCUGGAAAAUGCCUUUGUUCUUUAUAACAAAUUUAUAACGUUAUUUGUAGAAAAACUUCCCAGCCACCGAGAUUACCAGCAGUGUGCAGUUCCAGAGAAGCAGGAUAUUAUGAAGAAACUGAAGGAGAUUGCGUUCCCAAGGACAGACGAAUUGAAAACGGACCUGCUAAGGAAAUAUAACAUAGAAUACCAAGAGUAUUUGCAAAGUAAAAACAAAUAUAAAGCCGAAAUUCUCAAAAAGUUGGAACAUCAGAGACUGAUAGAGGCAGAGCGCCAGCGGAUAGCUCAGAUGCGCCAGCAGCAACUAGAGUCUGAACAGUUCCUGUUUUUUGAAGACCAACUCAAGAAGCAGGAGUUGGCUCGAGGCCAGAUUCGAGGUCAGGACUCUCCGGUGUUGUCUGAGCAGACUGACGGAAGUGCGCUGUCCUGCUUUUCCACCCACCAGAGCAACUCUCUGAGGAACGCAUUUGCAGAUCACCCUCAUAAAAGUGAUGGAAGCAAUUUCGCUAACUACUCUCCUCCCGUGAACAGGGCCCUAAAGCCAGCAGCCACCCUGAGUGCUGUUCAGAAUUUGGUGGUUGAAGGGCUGAGGUGUGUAGUUUUAUCAAGAGAUCUUUGCCAUAAAUUUCUGCUGCUGGCUGACUCUAACACAGUGAGAGGAAUAGAGACCUGUGGGAUCCUCUGUGGAAAACUGACACACAAUGAAUUCACCAUUACUCAUGUGGUUGUGCCAAAGCAGUCUGCUGGCCCAGACUAUUGCGAUGUGGAGAACGUCGAAGAAUUAUUCAAUGUUCAGGAUCAACAUGGUCUCCUCACACUGGGAUGGAUCCAUACACACCCCACGCAAACGGCAUUCCUGUCCAGUGUGGAUCUCCACACUCACUGCUCCUACCAGCUUAUGUUGCCAGAGGCCAUUGCCAUUGUGUGUUCCCCAAAGCAUAAAGACACCGGCAUUUUCAGGCUCACCAACGCUGGCAUGCUUGAGGUUUCUACUUGUAAAAAGAAGGGCUUCCAUCCUCACACCAAGGACCCCAAGCUGUUCAGUAUAUGCAGCCAUGUGUUAGUAAAGGACAUAAAAACAACUGUGUUGGAUCUGAGGUGACAUGCCCUAACUGUAAGACCAUCUGUGGACGUGUGUGACUGCCGAAUUUCUUAUGAUGUUUUCAGAAGUGACUGAUAUUUUAUAUUUAUAUAUUUUAGACCAAAACUUUGAUAUUUAUUGUUCUUGCACAUUUUGAAGUUUCCUUUUUUUUUUUUUUUUGGGUUGCUGCGUCUCAAACGAGGCCACGUGGUGUUCAGCCUAUACCUAUUAAUAUACCCAAGUGAUGCCAUCGGAAAUAAAUUGUGCUGCAAAUAACAAGC
Messenger RNA from Mus musculus (house mouse), 2346 nucleotides. It is a transcript of the gene Stambpl1, whose product is annotated as STAM binding protein like 1. Gene Ontology annotation, molecular function: K63-linked deubiquitinase activity; peptidase activity; metal-dependent deubiquitinase activity. Lineage: Eukaryota; Metazoa; Chordata; Mammalia; Rodentia; Muridae. The transcript has 12 exons. The record is from RefSeq and is marked validated. The coding region runs from base 776 to 2086 and encodes 436 amino acids. Gene Ontology annotation, biological process: cellular response to L-leucine; protein deubiquitination; protein K63-linked deubiquitination.